Malassezia restricta is the source of this 954-nucleotide messenger RNA. RefSeq names its product DNA-directed RNA polymerase III subunit RPC4. Gene Ontology annotation, biological process: transcription by RNA polymerase III. Gene Ontology annotation, cellular component: RNA polymerase III complex. Lineage: Eukaryota; Fungi; Basidiomycota; Malasseziomycetes; Malasseziales; Malasseziaceae. The record is from RefSeq and is a predicted model, not a curated record. Gene Ontology annotation, molecular function: DNA binding. Bases 1 to 954 code for a protein of 317 amino acids. The transcript has a single exon.
AUGAGCGACGAGCCACCCAAGCGCAGCACGCCGGCCGCGCCGGGCCGCACGACGAGUAUGGUGCCGAGUAGGGCAGGCUCGUCAGUGAUUACGCCGUCGUCGUUGCGUGCAUCCACGCCGCAGCAGGGUGGUGGACGUAUGAUGUUCCGGCCUGUGAUGCCGCAAAGGCGACGGACGCCGAGUGCCCCGCCCGCUGCCACGCCCGCUGCGCCACCGCCCAGGGAAGAAAAGAGUGCACCAAGACGCCCGCCCCAGCGAGCACACCGUCAGAUGGCGGAAAUGACAGCGACAGGUCCGUUUGCUUUGGGCUCGAGCGACCGCGGGCCUGAGAGGUCACGCGCCUCGGCUAUGAUGCAUCAUUCUGUGCCGCGUCCUGUGGCCAUCGAGGCGCGCGGUGUGGACGUGCCGACGGCCUCUAUCGAUAUUGAGCAUGUCCAGGAUAUGGAUCCCAUGGCUCCUCAGUCAAUGCUUCGUGCUCCGCCCUCGCUGAAGCGCGAACCGACCCCGGUCAAGAUGGAGGCUGAGACACCAACUGCUGAUGUAAAUACUGCCCAGGCUCUCGAUUUGAGCGAAAGCGAAGAUGAGGGAGACGAUGAUGCCCACGCGAGUCAAUUUGCCACGUCGGUGCAGGGCGGCGAAACGGACGGCCAACUCUUCCUGUUCCAGUUCCCUCGUACGUUUCCCUCAUUCCAACACGAUCAGGUCGUCAAGGUCGAGGAAGAUGCGACGCGACCUGAGGGCCAAAUCGGGCGCCUCGAUGUGUAUGCAGACGGCCGCGUGGCUCUGCGCAUCGGUGAUAUUCCGUUUGACGUUACGAGCGGCAGCGAAGCGAGUUUCUUGCAACAGGUCGUCAUCCUCGAUGCCGAGCAGCAGGUGGCCCAGUGUCUCGGCGAGGUUCACAGCAAACUUGUCGUGACGCCCAACCUCGAUGACUUUAUGCACCAUCGCACAUAG